GUGGGCCGAGUGUUCCCGUCAUCCGGCAGUCACGACCCGUCGCCCUAAUCGUUCGUGUCUUCAUGACUGAAGAUGACGGAGCAAAAAGGUGUUAACGAAGUAUGCAGGGAGUGGUCCGUACGUGAGGACAACGCCUUGGCCUACCAGCUCCAACAAUUAGAAGUUGAACGACACUACAGCGGUAACAAAUCGAGGAACGCAAUAGUCCGGCAGGACUGCCGAAUAGCCAGGCACGCCCAGCGCCUUGCACAUGAGGAGGCACAAGAGCUACUCAGGAGGAAGGCACUGCGAGAGCAGCAUGACGCCGAAGUGGCAAGGGCCAUCGCCGAAAGGCUAGAGAGAGAGGAAUGUGAAAAGCUGCGACGUCUUGAGGUCGAGGAUCAGAGGAUUGCCAAACAGAUACAGGACAGGGAGAAAAAGAAGAUUGGCGAUUUUAACAGCAUCGGUUUACCCCUGCCCAGUGACCCCGGCCUUCCGGGUCACCUUCUCCAUCAUUCGCCCCACCGAGCACCUCACUGUCCGAGCCCAGGGGUCUGCAGGUCACUCCCCAAUGACGACAUCGACCAACCACCCUGGCCGGCUCCACCGCAGGACAUUGACAGGCUCGAACAGGAAAAGCUGGACGAAGAAUUAGCGAAGAGGCUGCAGCUCGAGGAGGAGACGAGCACGCAUCUGGAUCGGGACAGGCUGCUCGCGAUCGAGGUCCAAGACACUGAAUUGGCAAAAAUGCUGCACCAAAAGGAGAAAGCAAGAGCGAAGAAGAUAAGAGAGAAAGCAAGGAAUAAAGCGGCUCUUAAAAAACAGAUGGAAGAAGAGGCCAAUUCCGGCGCAGUCAGUCACAAUUUAAACCACAUGCCGAAUAUUGCGAUGGCCAUUGACCCUACGUAUGUCUCACCAGAGAAACACCAAAAACACCACGCUGGAUUUGUCACGUCGCAGCCACCACCGCACUUCCUUCUUCACCCAGAUAUCUUAAACUUGGACGAAGAAGAAGCACCACCUUACAUGCCAGUGCAGGGGCAAAAGAGGUCAGCGGAAAAGAAGAAGAAAAAAUAAAUCAUAUAUAUAUAUAUAUAUAUAUAUAUAUAUAUAAUGACUGAUUUUUUCUUAAAAUUAGGACGAGGUCGUGAUUAAGAUGUGGUUCAACUCCGAGUUUGAGUCUGAGUAGAAGUUUCUGUUGAAAAUGGUGGGAGAGACUUAUACUCGGACUCAGACUCGAAGUUGAACCGCAUCUUAAUCGUGACCACGUCCUAAUUUUUAUUUUACAAU
Cimex lectularius (bed bug) is the source of this 1269-nucleotide messenger RNA. Its product is annotated as coiled-coil domain-containing protein 50. The transcript has 9 exons. The coding region runs from base 73 to 1056 and encodes 327 amino acids. The record is from RefSeq and is a predicted model, not a curated record. Lineage: Eukaryota; Metazoa; Arthropoda; Insecta; Hemiptera; Cimicidae.